This is a messenger RNA of Aureobasidium musti, 786 nucleotides long. The record is from the annotation of a GenBank genome assembly. NCBI's taxonomy places the organism in Eukaryota, Fungi, Ascomycota, Dothideomycetes, Dothideales, Saccotheciaceae.
AUGUGCUGGGGUACACAAGAUUACAUCUUUUGUUGUGUGUGUAGAGAAGAGACCCCCUUCGAGAUCAACUGGCACGGCUGUCAUCUUCAGGUAGGUGGAAUAGACUCACCAAUUUGCCCGGAACCCAUUAUCACCAAGUUGCACGCAACCUGUACAUGUCAAACAUGUAUUAACGAGGCAGACGAUGGAGGUGACCCUGACGAUAUCUACCCAGAGCCUUUUGAUCAUCCUGGCUUCCCUGACACCAAGCCUGUCAUUGAAGUCGACAGAGUUGAAUUGCCUGAGCCCACAGCCUACGAGUCAUUCUGGAAAUUUGAGAAUCUUGCGGGUACUGACUUGCCAAGUCAUGAGGAUGCGAUGAACGAGAUGCCCAGUCCACCUUGGUUUCAAGUUAGAGUGCGAGAGGAGGCAGUCCACGAACAAGUCAUCGCGGACGCAGUCUACACAACCGCAGUGGAGCGUCUUCAAGGACUUAUGAAAGUUGCUCGCAAUCGUAGGGAAGAUAUUCGCAGAUAUACCCUAAACCACGCUGUACCCGAUAAAGCUUUGCUGGAGUUUGCCUACGAAAUCAUCGAAUCCCUCUUAUCUGAACAAGAACAAAGGAAUUCUCGCAUAAGUUCCUUGCAAAAGCUUCUCGAGUCCAUCACUAAAGAUAUCAACUUGGAAGGUUUGUAUUACCCCAGUCCCCCAGAGAUGACUCUGCUCAAGUACAAGCGUGAAGCCAUCAUGAGAGAGCUGGAAGAGAAGUUCAUCAAUCACUUCAAGCUUCCAACACCUGAAGAUUGA